Messenger RNA from Brienomyrus brachyistius, 3100 nucleotides. RefSeq names its product trafficking regulator of GLUT4 (SLC2A4) 1a (gene trarg1a). Lineage: Eukaryota; Metazoa; Chordata; Actinopteri; Osteoglossiformes; Mormyridae. The transcript is spliced from 3 exons. Gene Ontology annotation, cellular component: membrane. The coding region runs from base 744 to 1280 and encodes 178 amino acids. The record is from RefSeq and is a predicted model, not a curated record.
CAGUUAGCGGCGGUAUUAUGGCAUCCCCUGGGGGAACCCGGCCAUGAAAUGCAACACAGAAAACCCGCCCCGACGCCUGCGCUCGCCUGCGGGGUGGUGCUGAUGCUGAGGGGCUCGUCCUGCAUUAAGUUCAUCACAGUCGCUCUGUUGCUGCAGCGCAACACACAGCCCUACAGCGCGUGCCUAUUGAUGCUUUGGAAAAAAGUGAAUUUUAAAGGUCCGUUCCUCAUUUUUAAAAAGUAACAUUGGCAGUCUUUUAGUGGAUGAUGCAGCACUGGGAGAAGUGAGAGACAAUUGGGCCGGUGACUUAUUUGUUUCACUUAGACUUUUCGUUUUAGAUGGAGAAGGCGCGUAUACAUUUAAUAGGAAAGGCGGACUGAACAGCACCGCUGAGCUGUAGAAAGAGGGAUCUUUAUGCCUCGCCAGUCGCCAGACUGUUUUUAAUGUUGUUUCAUUAUUCUUACAGUAAAACUGAUCAAGAAGAGGUAAAUGUUUCUCUCAGCACUGUCGCUGUUUUUAUUUUGGCAAACCAGUUAUUAGAAUAAUUAUUUCAUUUUUUAUCCACUUUUUGAUAUUUAAAUUAUAAUAUUAAAUACACGGAGAAUUAGUAUUCUUAUGAAAUUAUGGGGAUUUAGAUUUCUGACUGUAUUGUGAACUGGGAAAAUAAUUAUUUCAUCGAAAUUAGUGGCUGCUUUUAGGUAAAGGGACUCCUCAUAUAAAGCGCGGUAGUUUUGCUUUGAAGAAUGGCCAUCAACACAGACGCGGCGUUUGAAAAAGCGGCCCUGGGUGAGAGUGGCGCUGCGCAGCCCCCCGAAUCGCAGGAGACGGAGAAACUUCUGACCAGCGAGACGGCCGGAGGAAACGGCAUCAAACUGUCUAGCUCCUUCAUGGUGAAUGUAGGCAGCGAGAAAGACGCGGAGUCGGACCAAAACGGACACAGCGUGCCCGUGAGAUCGGGCUCCGCGGUACAGCUCGGGGGCGCGCCCCUGUCCCCGUCCCGGGUUAGCCUAAGUCGCACCUCUUCCACUGGGAAUACGGCCCAAGAACAGCCAAAGCCCCGGGACUACCUCAUUUUGGCUAUCUUUUCCUGCUUCUGUCCCGUCUGGCCCCUCAACAUUGUCGGACUGGUAUAUUCAAUUAUGUCCAGAAACAGCCUGCAGCAGGGUGACGUGGACGGGGCCAAGCGGCUCGGCCGGCUCUCCCGGCUGCUCAGCAUCGUCUCCAUGGCGCUGGGCAUCAUCAUCAUCACCGUCUUCAUCCUCGUCAGAGCAAUGGGCUGAGAGAGGCAUCACCCCCCCGAACACCCCUAAGACGGAAGCACCCUGUGUUACCUGACCGCAGAGCACGUUACAUACGAAACGUUACAUGGAAAAUGCUAGAUUAAAGAAAACCUCACUGUGGUCCACUCUAAAAUAAUAAUAAUAAUAAUAGCAAAAAAGAAAAGUUGCAUUUUUAAAACCCCGAGUCUCACGAGACGAUGAGGAGACAAGACAAACAACUGAAAAAAACAGCAUUAAGAGUAAUGGAUGCAUGCUUCACUUAAUGUUCGCUUGAGGAAAAAAAAAACAUUAAUCAAAUUCUUUUUGUUUGGCGGCGAGAGCCGUGCAGCGUCGCCUGCAAAUCGCUGAGCGAAGACAGAGCAGAGAGUAAAGGAGGUGCUGCGAAGUCCAACCGGCUUCGGAACGGAAAGGGAAAGUGUGGGAAUCAGCGUGAUAGAUAGACUCUAUAUCCUUGGCUGGCUCCUUGCAUUCAUCAUAUAUACGACACUACAUAUAUAAUUGUGUGUUUGCAGUUUGCAUUAACUCAGAUAGGUUUUUAUGUAGACAGGAAGACAGAGAAGCAGAGCAGGAUUCAGAGCACUAGCACAGGUUGAGUGUGUGUGUGGGGGGGGGGGUUCCGCAUGCAGCCCUCAGGCCUGGAGAGGAGUUUGUGUGGAGCUGAACAUCAUUCACAUGGAUGUCCUCCGCAACGAGCACACGCAUGCGUGCGAUGCCAGACCACACAGCCAUCAGUGCCGGUGCCCCCCCCCCCCCCCCCCCGCCAUUUGCCUUGGGCUGGGAGGGCUGUAAAUACGCUCUCUGCGAACACUUUUUCGUGGCCAACGUCACUUAUUCACAUGUUGCCCUUGAGAAUGGGACCCCCCUGAUGCCCCCCCCAUAUUAGAUAUAUAGGCAUGUUCAGAGCCUGCGGUGUGCUGUGGGUUUAUUGCUCUCUGGGACGGGGGAGGAGCACACGCUAGCUUUGGGAGUGAAGGCAUGCAACACACUUACAGUCCCAACUGCAUCUGCAGGCACUCAGCCAGAUUGCAUCUCUGAUUUCCUCAUUUUAGAAAUAAAAAAACACAAACUGCACACAAUAAACAUGUUUCGUGGUCGGCUGUAGGUACCUCGAAGAUGUCAGAGUCUGAGAUGAAGAUAAUUUGAAAGGGGGCAAAAGCAAACGAACAUGUAUGUGACAAGAGUAUGAUCCCAGAAUAUCAUGCUGAUCUUUCACCAUGAUCUCAAUCUAAUGUCGAUCUUGGGUACAACCUUUGAAUCUUGUGCUGAUCUUGACUGUGAUCUCUGAAUCUUGCUCUGAUCUUGAAUAUGAUCUCAUGCUGCUCCUGUAGGGCUUCUGCCCCACUGUGUCUUUUGGAAUUAAAAGGAUUUGAUGAGUCUUCAUAUUGUGUCUCAUAUAAAGAUGAAAAGGAGAAGCUGUUACACAAGGAUUCACCUCACACCGACCCAACCCCCAGAGUGUGGAAAGUACUUUGGGACACAUUCGUUAAAAAUGUGCUUUUGCCAGCCCCUCAUGACCCGGAACCUCCCAGAGGCACAAUCAGCUGGAUGAGGAGGAUUCAGACAUGAAGCAGGAAGCCAUGGAGCUCAAAGUCGCAGUGCGUGAUGGAGCCUCCCAUCCACCCAAACCCUGCUUCACUCACGCACGUCUCACACGUUUACAUUUUCAGAUGCCUGUACAUCCCGAAGACGAGAAUGGGAAAAACAAAAGACUAUAUUCUUGUAUAUUUGAGUACUUCCCUCCUGUUGGACGUGCAUGCCCUGCCUUCCAUUUCUCUGCUGUGUGACUUUUGCAUGUCUGCAAUAAAUGUUACCAAGCAUGA